Molecule: messenger RNA, 1525 nt
Organism: Paramuricea clavata
Lineage: Eukaryota; Metazoa; Cnidaria; Anthozoa; Malacalcyonacea; Plexauridae
Source: the annotation of a GenBank genome assembly
GGGCUUUAAACGCAACAGGGUGCCGAUACCGAAUAUUUUGGUGAUCAAAUGUCACAGCAUAUUUUCCCAUGUCAAGAUAAAAAUCCUUGCCUUUAAUUUAACGCGGAAUACAGGUUGACGAGUGGCACCUAUACAAACAUCGCGGCCGACACUAAAACUAAAACGCCAACGUUUGAAGAUUUAAUUAACGUUGAUUGCAUUCCAAUUGACUAUAUACCUAUACAAACGGACACCACAGGGGUCUGAGAGGAUGGUAUACAUAUAAGAAGGAAGUCGAAAGCAAGUUUUCAGUUCGAGUUUAAACACAGCGAUUUGUCGAACCUCCAAAUUCGGUUUACCAACGAUCGAGAUGGCAACUAUCAAGACCAAACUGACUAAAGAACAAGUGACACAGGCUCUGAAGACACUUGGAGAAUGGUUUCCAGGGGAGGCAGAAAACUUCAAGAAACAUCACAACGACAUUGUCCGCCAUAUUAUAGAAGGUAUGAGCAUAAAUAUUGGAGAACAGUAAUUGAAAAUAAUAUUAUUAUCAUUAAAUUACCUGAAAUAGUGAGAUUUACAAUUGUAUGUGUAAGUGAAAAUCCCAAUAAAGUUUUCAUUAUUACUAUUAUUAGGUACCGAACCAAAAGAUGGUGAACCCCUGCUUGUUCAAAGUCAUAGCAAAGAAGUAUCAGCCACUGUAACUGCAACCGCUCUUUCUUUCACACCUUGCGUAGAAGCAAUUGCCGUAUUUAUUGUUGACGUCGUUUUUUUUGCCUUGGGCUUGGUAGGGUUGCACGUGUCCAACCAAGAACGGAUGGCACGCGCGCUUCUCCGAGAAUUAGGAGAAGAUACUUUGCGCGGAUUCCUCCGAGCUAUACACAACUUCAAUGCAGCUGAUGGUGCCCUGGCAAAAGCCAAAGCCCUCUUUGCUAUUCUUGGCCAGAUCUACAAUGCUGGUGGUUUCAGGGCUGUCUUCAAAGUAAUUAAAGAUGAGAUGUCGUGGUGGGAAUGGAUUAAAACAGGGGUUAUAGCCGUCGCUCAGAUAACGGCGUGGUUUGCAACGGAUGGAGCUGCUUUCAUCGCGGAAGCAGCAUUGAGCAUCAUGAGCGCCGAGUCGUUGAUCGAGGCUGGUAUCAAGGCUGCCCAAGUGUGCAAGUGAUCCUAAGUAUAUUAACUUUAAACUUUAGCGUGAGGACUAAAGCGUACACAAAUGUUUAGUGGGUCAACAAACUGUUUUAAGCACUAGUUGCCCUAUUUUACUUAUAUUUGUUUACGAUUAUAGCUUUACAUGUUAAAAUAAGCACUACUUCAAUGAAAUUUUUCUCAAUGACAGUAUAAUUUUCUUAAUACACUUAUAACAUGUAGUUAUGGAUAUAAUGCAUAGUAUCUUGUAACUUCUAUAACUUUUGAUUGACGUUAAAUAAUUUAAAUAAGCAAUACAAUAAAAAAUUAUUUAGCCAAGGUAAAACCUUCAGUAUACACUAUUUUACAAGAAAAACAUUAAGUGGUUUACAAGAUUGCCUUGCGUUACUAUAUAUCAGGG